AUGAUUGUCACACAAAAAUAUUUAACUACUUGUAUUAUAAAAAAGAAAUAUUCUUUUUUAAAAUCGGGACCAAAUAAUAAGCAAUGUUAUAGGAUACGUGGUUUUUUAACGGAACCUAAAAAGGUGCGAUGUUCAUUAUUAAAUAAAAAAUAUGAAGAUAAAGAUCUAUUUUAUAAAAAUGACAAAAAUAACGUAUUAAAUAGAUAUAAGGUGGAUGAUAUAAAAAACAUAUAUUUUUAUAAUUUAUUGAAUUUUAAUCUGGUAGACGUACUUCAUAUAUGUAAAAUAUUAUUGCAUAUGAAAAGUAUUACUCUAUAUAAAUAUAAUAAUAAUAUGUCCAUAAACAUUCAACAAUCCAUUAAAGAGAAAGAAAAAAAGAAAAUAGAAAUAAAAAAAAGAAAAAAUGUUAUAUGGCAAAAUAAUUCAAACUAUUUAAUUAAUAGUUUAGUACUAUUUUUUAAAAAAUAUUUGAAAAGAUAUAAAGAGGAAAAGGACUUGUUCUUUAAGUUGGCUAGCUACCAAAUGGAAAAAAAAGAAAAAAAAAAAAAAAAAAAAAAAAAAACGCAAAUUAAUAGUGAUAAUUAUGUGUUGACUAUCAAAAAUUUGAUCGAUGAAAAUAUAGAGAACAAAUCUGUAGAAAAAAAAAGGAAAAGAAAUUAUUUCAAGAAAUAUAUUAUAAGAGGUAUUUUGGAAAAUAUGAAUAUUUGUGUAAAGAAAAGAAGUUAUGUAAAUAAUAUGAAAGAUAAAUUCUUUUUAUUUGAAUUUCGUGUGGAUAACAUACAGUUUUCCUUAGAGUGUCUUUAUAAAAAAGUAAGAGGUAUAUAUUUUUUGUAUAGAAAUAUUAUGUAUAUAAAAAUAAAUGAAGAUUAUAAAAUCCCCAUUGCUGUUUUAAAUAUUAUAUCAAAUAUUAAUGUAUACUAUAAGGUGAUGAAAAAUUAUAUUCUUGUUAAUUCCUUUUUUAUAAAAUAUUAUUUCAAGUAUUAUUUAAAUAAAUUUUUUAAUUUAAACAAGAUGUUUAUUCAGGAAAAAAAAAAGAAAAGAAAAGAAUAUAUGUUUAAAAAUAUAAAGGAUAGUAUAAUAUAUGUAAAAGAAAUAAAAAAAACAACUAUGAAUAAUCAUCUUUGUGAUGACAAAAAAAAAGAAAUAAUAACUCCGCCAUGUUAUGCAAAAGAUAUAAUAAAUGGGACGAAGUUUUAUAACAUAUUAAUAAAAAAUAAUAUAAAAAUAAAAAGAGUAAAAAUAUAUUUUAAUGGAAAGUUAUUUGUGUCUUUUCCUAUAUGUUUAACAUACAACAUAAAUAAUUAUCAAUUUUAUUUGAAUAAUAUAAAAUAUUUUAAUAUUAAUAAUUUUACAACAAAUGAAUUAUUUAUUCUUAAAGACAUAUAUUUAAACAAUAAGGCAUAUUUUAUGAAUAAUGCAUUUUGUUAUUUAAAUAAUGAGAAUAUCAUUAUGAGUAAUGAAAUGCUAAAUAUAGAUCUUGAUUAUAUUUUGUUAUUUUAUAUUUUAUAUUUUAACGAUAAUCAGAAUUUAUACAUUCCUCGGGUGUGUAAUCCAGCAUGGCCUUUUUAUUCCAUGAUAAAUAGAAAUAAUUUAGUUCUUAAAAAAACAACUAAAAUAAUAAAAAGUGUUGACAAAAAGGAAUCAAAAAAUAUAAAAAGUAGGAAUAUUUUAAAAAGGGUAAUAUAUAAGGCUGAUCAAAAUUUUGUAAAUUUUGUGUUCUGA
This is a messenger RNA of Plasmodium falciparum 3D7, 1722 nucleotides long. RefSeq lists its product as uncharacterized. Lineage: Eukaryota; Apicomplexa; Aconoidasida; Haemosporida; Plasmodiidae. The record is from RefSeq and is a predicted model, not a curated record.